AUGUGGUUUUGUUUUGAAUUGGAAUUUUCAAAAUUGAAAUAUUUUGAGUUGGAUUAAGUUAAUAUAAGAGUUAGUCUCUCGUUCUCUCUUCUUUGUUUUUUACCUCAUUUUUUAUAAUAAACCCUAAAAUUUGGGAAGGUAAUUCGAUUCUCAUCAGAAACCUUGAUUUUGGCUAUUUGGGGAAGAUAAUAGUGCUUCAUCUGCUGCCGUCUCUUUGUCUCUCCUUCCGAUUAGUUUUCCUGCUCAUCUUAAGAGAGAAUUCAAUCAAUGCGUGAAAAGAGGUUACCGAUCCUUUCUAUGGAUGUCUCGUCGAAGAAGUGUAAGAAAAGAGGCAAAAGGACCUCAAGCCAUAAAAAGAAAUCUAAAAAAGAUCGUAAAAUUGAUCUCUUUUCGAACUUGCCUGAUUAUUUGCUUCAUCAAAUCCUUUCUCACCUUCACCCUAAAGAUGCUGCGCGGACUUGCAUUCUUUCCAAGAAAUGGAAGCAAAUAUGGACCUCAUAUAAUGUUUUGACUUUUGACGUGCGUCACUUUGGCUAUAGGAAGAAAGCUUUAAAGGAACAUUACAAGAAUGUGAUGGACCGGUUGCUUAGCAAGGAUGAAGACCAAAUUUUCAGUAUCCAGAAGUUUAGUUUGUGUUUUACUAAUGAUACAGGAUUAACAGUAUCUCAUAUAAAGGAUUUAAUUGUUGCUACUAUUGUAAGGAAUGUUAGGGAACUUGAAAUCCAACUCUUAUCUGAGGCGUUCUCUUUACCUUCGUGUGUCAUGUCUGGAAGUUCAAUUACCGCAUUGCACUUGUAUAAUUGCAUUUUACCUUCGUCUUUCAUAAAUCUUCCUCGUCUCCAGAACCUAUCACUUAAGAAUAUGACUAUAAGCCCAUUCAUGUUACAAAUAUUGAUCAAUGGUUGCCCUGUCAUUGAGGACUUGAGGUUAAUACAAUGUGCCGGAUUGAAAACACUGUUUAUCGGCCCCCUUGAUAGAUUGAGGAGAGUUGAUAUACACAAGUGCUGUUUACUUGGUGAAAUUGUAAUUGAAGCGCCGGGGCUUGAGACUUUCUGGUAUUACAGUGAUAAGAAGAGACUAUGUAAAAUGACCUUAUCAGCAUGCAUAGGUUUGAAGGAGCUUACACUGGACUAUCCCAGGAUGACUGAUUACAUGUUUCAUGAUCAAGUUAUGGGAUUCCAAAAGCUUGAGAAGUUGGUUCUUAGCAGCUGCAAUGGGCUAAAGAGAAUCCGCUUAUUUGGGAACAAUUGGAGGAAGUUAGUGAUUAGAAGGUGCCGGAAUUUGAAAGAGGUUCAAAUUGAUGCUCCAAACUUGACUUCACUUGAGUUUCAUGGUCAAAGGAUGCCAUUCUUCUUCCGUACUCGUCCAAGCUUAAAGGAACUACUGCUUGCUUCAUCAUCAAAAGCCGCAUGUAAUUGGGAUAUCUGGGGAGAUGAAGCAUGUUUUCUACACAAAUUCCUUGACUAUAUUGAUCACGACAAAGGCCUGAAAUCAAUGAGUCUGAACCAACAGGAUAUAGUCAUUUAUGAAGAUGUCAGGGCAAUGCUUCUUCCUUUGCGCCAUAUAACCAAGCCACAUUCAAUUCGAAUAUCUCCGUGCUUUCAGGAUUUGCUUGAUACUGCAUUAAAGGAAUCAUUUUGGUCACCAAAUCUAUCUAUAAUGUCCCAUUGCAGCAGUGACUUUCCAGAGUUCUAGAGAAAAGACCUAUAUGCUAUGUAUGGAUGGAAGGAAUGGAGGAAACGGAAUGAGAGAAAGAUAGGGAUGCCACUUUCUUCGUUUGGAUAUCUAAUAAAGUGGAGGGGAGAGAAAUGAAAGGAAGGGAAUUAGAAUUUCGACGGAACAAUUCCUUCACAUUUUUAUACUAAACAAAUCCUUUCAGUGUGAAGGAAAGUACAUUAAUCUUCUCUCCCCUCCCCUUCCCUUUCCUUUCUUACUUAAUAUGUUAUCCAAACACGUUCGUUGUGUGAUAAUUGAUAAUGGGCAAAAUAUUAAGUUUGCAGCUGAGGAGCAACUAGCAAGUAAUUAACAGUCUAUAAUGCUUGUUAAUUACUUUGUCAGCUGUAACUUUGCAAGGUGCAGAAAAAAAAAAAAUCAAGGUUGAAGUGUUGAUGAAAAUAAAAAAAUUUAAUCGCACUUUUGAAGUUUUACUCCUUCAUAAUGGAUCAGAGGAACUUGAUGUGUUGAUUCACUGCUCUAUUCUAAUGACUGACAGAUUAUAUACAAAGAAUUGAACAAAGGAAAAACAAAACCCCAGUGCUGCGGAUGCUUUGGGAACAAAUGUUGGCGACAUUACUUGAAGAAUAUAUCUGCUGAGAACUGGAUUUUUGAGUCGAGUGAGUGGUCUAAAGAUUCCGCCAUUAAAUGGCAGAAAACAACGCUUACAUUGGAUUGGAAACAUUGACAGGCAAGUUUAACUAAAGUAUAUUUUUUAUUAAAUACUCCCUUCGUUUUCAUAUGUUCUUCUCAAAUAGAAUAUACGAAUUUUAGUUUUAAACUUUGACUAUGAUUUUUCAUCGAUCUAUAUCAAAAAUAUAUUCGUGUGGGGAUUUUGAUAGAUUCGUCUCAACAUAUAUUUUCUAAAUAUCAACUUUUUAGAAUUUUUUAAAAUUCAUAUUAAAGUUAUUUGACUUUUAAAUUUGCAUUGAAAUCUGCGCAAAAAAGUAAAUAGGAAGAACAUAUGAAAACAAAGGGAGUACAAGUUAACAUUCACUGAGUAUUACAGUUAGCUUUUCUUCCUGAUUGCUUACUAUGAAUGUAAUUUUUAUGUUAAUGAUACAAUUAAUAUUUUAUCAUCUCAUAAUGAAAUCCUCAUCCGCAAGUCUCUCUUUGACCUGGUUACAUGUUUUUUUUUUGGUAGAAGAGUUACUUAUUUUUAUUGUCUGCUGACAGUUCUAUGUUUUGUCUGCUAACAGUUCUAUGUUUUGUACUCGGCUCUUUCAUAUCUUUGAUUAUUGUUCAGAACCCUUAAGUAGAUGAUUAGUAGUGUAUGCAACAGUAACUUAUCAAAUUUUAUUAUAUUGCAACUGAUAGUUACAUCUUUUCACAUAUGUCAGUAUCACUCUAUCAGUUGCAAAUAUUUUAGAAUAGACGAAAUAUUUAAUAUGAAAUGAUCCAUCAAUUCAAAACAAAGUGUUGUCUUCGUUGGUAUUAGGUAACUAUAGGAAAAUGAUCCAUCUUGUUUUCGUUGUUAUUAGGUAACCUAUAGGAAAAUGAUCCUUCAAAUGAUCAAAUAUUAUUUAUUUUCUUUGAUGUUGGUCAUUUGUUGCCUUGCAAUGAUCCAAUGAUUCGAGGAGCAUGACAUUGUUCUCUUCUCUUAUGAUGUACCUUUUUUAGUUGAAAUUUUAAAAGAUAAAAAAGUCUCAUCUCUUGUUUGUCAUGAUAGAGACUUGGAACAAAGAGAUAAAAUAAAAGUAUCAACUCAAAUACCUACUCUUUCCAAGACAUUUUUCUUGGAGACUUUCUCCCAUUUUAGUCCCAUCUCCUAUUCCCAUUUUCUUUAAACAAACAAAGACUUGAACUUAGUUUUGAGACAAAGUCUCAUUUCCUUCUUCAAAUCCAACGUGACAUGCCAAACACCCCCUAACUGUUUUAUGUUAUAAUAUGUUGCACUAUUUCCAAAAAAAUUAUGUAGUACUUCUAGUACUAGUUUAUUUAUUAGAAAUCGAUCUGGGGAAAAGUAUUAUCAAGUAUUAUUAUCAUGGUCUCCUUUAUUUAUUAGUAAUUGAACAGGGAAAGCAGAAUUCAAGUUUGGUCAAUCUCUUUUUAAAAGACUACAGGGUAUGCUGAGAAAAGAAAAUAUAUAGAUGAGAAUCAAAUUCAAUAUCUUUUUUAAAGAAAGUGGUUUUUGCUUCAACUAAGGCGAGACCCGAUUUUAAAGUUUAACCAUCUCAGAAACAAGACUACUCAAUAUACAUACCGCAAAACAAAAAAAAAUUGUUGAAUGAGAAGCUCUUUUGACCCAGCGUUGAGUUGCGCAUAUUAAACCUGCUUGCCUGUUUUUGCUCAUUUUUCCCACUUUCGAUCAAUAACUUAUCGGUUCUUGCAACUAAUCGAUGCAUAACAUCAAUCAACAACAAUACUUGUGUCUAAAUGGAGUUAAAAAUUUGCAUUGCUCGUGAAAUGAUGCACUCUUGUACCCGUACGUCAAUUCAUUACAACACCUAUGGAACUAGAAUCAAUCAUCGAAUACUCAAAAUGCUGACAUUAGAGGUUUGUUAGGUAAAUAACUAUGAUUUAUAAAUUUGAUAAAUCGUACGUAGGUGUAAGGUAUGCAUAGGUCCAUGCUUUUAAUAAUUUUAUUUUUUUUUAUAUUGAUUACUUCAUAAGUUUUUUUUAUUUUUUUUUUUGUCUUUUAUGAUGAUUUACAAAUUACCGUAAUUAACUUAGAUUUUUUAACAGACAUUAUAUUGUCAACUUAGGAAUUGCUAUGUUCAACAGAAUAGUGCAAACACAGGUUCAUUCACUGUUCUUACAUAAGGUCUUGUAGCGGGAGCAAUUACUAUAUAUUACUAUGUGUUUAAUGCAAUUUUCAUAUACCAUACCUUGUCAGCUCGAGCAGAGGUUUCGUUUAAGUGGCAGAAUUGGGUGAAAUGUUGAGAGGGCAAAGGUUGUAUUUUAAACUUGUUCAUUAUAUAAAAUUACCACUUUGAUUAUCAUCGUGAAACAGUUACGCGGUUUUCUCAAUCUAUAUUUCAAUUCAUUAAGUUAAAAAAUAUUCACAAUACAGGCUCUGUACUUUACAAUUAGAACUUGGGUUAAAAAAUUCGGGGAAAAAGUUUAAACUCUUGACCUUUCAGUUACAAAAAUUUUUGGCUUAACCCAUUAGUCUUACAUUGUCAUCUAUACAUUUUUCCUAUUUUUCUAUAAUAUAUACCUUAUAUUACUCCCUUUGCUCAUAAACAAUUUUCAGUAUUUUCUUUUUUUGUUUUUUUUACUUGGCUAUAAUUUUCUUUUAUGGAAUUGUUUCCAUUACUUUCUUUUCUUCAUAUUCACAAAUCUCAUUCUCUUUUAAUGUUAUCACAUAAUUUAAAUUAUUUUUAUCAUUUUAUCAUUUUUAUUAUUUAUCUACACAUCUAAUUCUCUUUCAAUAUCACUUUUAGUCAUUUUCAUUUAAUUGUAUGUCGGGCUAUAAUGCUAAGGAUGGAGUAUCCCAUGUUCAGUCAGGCAAAUGCUUUUACGAAUUUUUAAAAGGACAAACAGAUGAUGGAAGUGAUGUAUCCAAAUGGAGUAUAAAUUGACCAUCAUCAAUUAUCAGGGCUGCACUUAGCAGUUAGCACAACUUUCAUGUGACGCACGAUGAAAUUAUGUGAUCCGCAAAUCUACUCCCUAUGCCUCUAACACAUCAAGAAAAUUUGUAAAUAAUACUCUUAAUUAUUGUUUAUUGACUUAUAAUACCUUUAACUAUAAUUUCAUUUUGUAUACCUAAAAAUUAGAAUAUCUAACCUUGUAUACUCUUAACUGUUGCUUAUUGACUCAAAAUAUCCAAAAUAGCUAGUUGAAAACAAUGUGCAGAAUAUUUAAGAUUAAGCAUCACAAUACUUAGGGGUAUAUAAAGUUAAAUAAUAGUUUAAAGUAUUUUGAGUCGAGAAACAAUAAUUGAGAAUUGAGAUUAUUUAUUUAUAAAUUUUCCUAUUUUUUAAUGAAAAAGUUCAUAUCACUUUAUUUUAUUUUAACGUUUGUUUUUAUCAUUGUGCAAAAUCUCUUUAUCAAUAGGGAGAGAGUAUUAGUGAUGCUAGCAAUCAUUUCUCUUUGAGAAAUUUUAGUGAGAAAUGAGAAGCAUAUGCACCAUAAUUGAUCAAAUAUAAUGCGCAAUACAAAUUGUAUUUAACCCAUGUCUUCACAAAGAUUUUCUAUUCACACAAUAGUGCUGUUCUGAAAUAGAAAUAUGUGA
This is a messenger RNA of Amaranthus tricolor (Joseph's coat), 5890 nucleotides long. Its product is annotated as F-box/LRR-repeat protein At3g58900-like. Gene Ontology annotation, molecular function: protein binding. The record is from RefSeq and is a predicted model, not a curated record. The transcript is spliced from 4 exons. Bases 268 to 1695 code for a protein of 475 amino acids. Lineage: Eukaryota; Viridiplantae; Streptophyta; Magnoliopsida; Caryophyllales; Amaranthaceae.